Osmerus eperlanus (European smelt) is the source of this 3599-nucleotide messenger RNA. RefSeq names its product internexin neuronal intermediate filament protein, alpha b (gene inab). The record is from RefSeq and is a predicted model, not a curated record. The transcript has 3 exons. Gene Ontology annotation, biological process: intermediate filament organization. Gene Ontology annotation, molecular function: structural constituent of postsynaptic intermediate filament cytoskeleton. Lineage: Eukaryota; Metazoa; Chordata; Actinopteri; Osmeriformes; Osmeridae. Bases 150 to 1589 code for a protein of 479 amino acids. Gene Ontology annotation, cellular component: intermediate filament; cytoplasm; postsynaptic intermediate filament cytoskeleton.
UUAUUUGAAACAUAGGUCUCAUAACAUGACGCAUCUGCGGUGGGUCAGGAUGGAAGUUGCCAUCAGCUUACGUUAAUUAUUGAUUGGGACGGUCCCACUAUAAAAAGAGGUCGCACCCGCCGCUCUGCUCCCUCUCGUUACUUGCCAAGAUGAGCUACUACGGAUCUGACGUGAAUUCCGCCUCUUCCUACCGGAAGAUUUUCGGGGAGUCUCCCCGCUACUCAGCUUCCCCAUCACGGAUGACUAAUGCUUCACGCAGCGGUUACAGGUCCAGCUCCCAAUCCAGGAGCAAUGCCCCCUCACUGGGAUCAUACAAGAGGUCCGGCCGCUCCUACUCAGCUAUGCCUAUGUCUAUGGAAAACUUUGAUCUCACCCAAAGCAGCGCACUCAACAAUGAGUUCAAGAUCAUCCGUACCAAUGAGAAGGAGCAAAUGCAGGGUCUCAAUGAUCGCUUCGCGAUGUUUAUCGACAAGGUGCGCAACCUGGAGCAGCAGAACAAGGUCCUGGAGACCGAGCUUGUCACCCUGCGUGGGCGGCAGAACGAGCCCUCCCGUCUGGCCGACCUGUACCAGCAAGAGAUCCGCGAGCUGCGCUCCCAGCUGGAGGAAGUCAACGGGGAGAAGUCCCAGAUAAUGAUCGAGCGCGACAACAUCGAGGAAGACCUCCUGAAACUCAGGGCCAAGUACGAGGACGAGUACCGCGCUCGGGAAGAGGCAGAGCAGAACCUCAAGGCGUUCAAGAAGGACGUGGACGACGCGACCAUGGUGCGUCUGGACCUGGAGAAGAAAGUGGAGUCUCUCUUGGACGAGAUCAACUUCUUGAGGAAGGUGCACGAGGAGGAGGUGACCGAGCUGAUGAACAUGAUCCAGGCUUCCCAGGUGUCGGUCGAGAUGGAGGUGGCCAAGCCUGACCUCACCUCAGCCCUCAAGGAGAUCCGCGGCCAGUACGAGUCCAUGGCGUCCAAGAACCUGCAGUCCGCCGAGGAAUGGUACAAGUCCAAGUUUGUCGACCUGAACGAGCAGGCCACUCGCAGCAACGAGGCGAUGCGCACGAGCAGGGAGGAGAUCAACGAGUUCAGGAGGCAGCUGCAGUCCAAGACCAUCGAGAUCGAGAGUCUGAGGGGAACCAACGAGUCUCUGGAAAGGCAGCUCCAGGAGAUGGAAGACAGGCACAAUAAUGAGAUUGGCAACUACCAGGAUUCCAUGGCCCAGCUGGAAAACGAUCUGAGGACCACUAAGGGUGAGAUGUCUCGUCACCUGAGGGAAUACCAGGACUUGCUGAAUGUCAAGAUGGCACUGGACAUUGAAAUAGCUGCUUACAGGAAACUCCUGGAAGGGGAGGAGACCCGCAUUAGCACGGGCAUCACCUACCCCAGCCCCGGCGGCCAGAACUACAACUACCAGGCCCGCAUGUACACCUCUUCCUCCGGGGGCUCCAAGGUCUCCAAGAAGGAAGGCAAGGACGAGGAGCAGCAGAGCAAGUCCGGCAAGAUCUCCUCCUCCCAGCGGGAGAUGUACGAGGAGACGGUGGUCACCUCCAAGAAGACGGAGAAGCAGCAGGAAUCCAGCGACAGCAGCCCCAAAAACUAAAAUGCCCCUAAGAGAACCCCCCCUCCCUCUUCUCUCCGUCCCUUGCCCAAUUCCAAACCCCAUCGCUAGGACCCACACUUGAGGAGUUUUGAGGGGAUGAGAGGAUGCGGGUUAAGGGGGGGGGGGGGGGAGCGUUGUAUGAGAUCUACACAGGCCUCCGAUCGGUCGGAUGUGCUUUUAAACGUAGUUGUGUCAUAUUUGUCUCAGAUCCCGACAAGAGUGUGGAGUCUAGGGGUCGGUUUGGAAUCGGGGAGCCCCACCCUUUCCCCUCUUCCCUCCCCCCUUUCCCCUCUUCCCUCCCACAGGGGUGCUCUCAGAGAGGAAUCCAAUAACUCUGACUCUACUAUAACCAUUCACUAUCCAUUCACAGUACUCUUUCUCUCUCUCUUUCCACACUCGAUCACUCACUUUACAGUAUAGACAACAGCCUUCACACUUCCAGUAAUCAUUAUGCAGGCACAUACAGUGCGACAUUCGACGGUUCCAAUCGCUCCGUGCUUGCGUUGAUUUUGCAUAUCCUAGUGCACUGCCGAGCUAGACGUUCUUUUCCGACACAUUCCAAGGGAGUGUGUGUGUGUGCAAGUGUGUCAUUGUGCACGUUCAAAAGGAAUCAAGAUCAUUCGAAAAGGUGCCGGCUCGUAAACAAUCCUUUUCGCAUUUCAACACCUACCAUGUGACAAUAUAGCACUUUGAUUGAGACGAGAGUUAUGGAGUAGUUAAAGUACGUUCUUGAAGGAGCACAUCAAAAUGAAUAAAAGCCAGUAUAUCCAACCAAGCUUUACUGCUGAGCCAUUUUGCUGUAAUCCUUUAUAAUCCCUAAAUCUCUUGUAGCUACUGGGAGACGUUGAACACAAUCUCCUAGUAUAUCUCAAGGCUUGUCCUUGGUCUCACCAUCCUGGUCAUUUCAAUUCCGCAUGACAGCAGUGUACAGCUGGGUGACCCGUCCCCACUGAAGACCACUCUAGACCACAACACAAAAGCUGGUCGUUCCUCUCCAGGGUUGCUCUUCACCGCGUUUAGUCGACCCAUUGAGACAAACUUGAAGCAAGCAAGAAAGACGAAACCUAGUAAUAACCUCUGAGUAAUUUGCAUGGUGUAUGUAUAUCUCAUGCUUGCAUGGCGACUGACUGUAUUUGGGCCAUCGUCCAUUCAACGGGAUGGUUCAGUGUGAAUCGAAUAGGAAUAGUCCCUCCCCAUUCGCCCAUGCUUAACGUCUUUGUGUUUCUCUAACCCCCUCAUGACAUCGUAUGUGCUUGUUAGUCAGUAGGCUAGACCUGAGACUGACUCUAUAGCUUGGAGUGUGACCUAGCGAAUCGUUUCUGACGUAACAUAUGCGAGUAUUGACGAUGAUGAUGAAGGUUCUUUUUCAGGGCACUUGCAAAACAAUCUUGAUGUGGUAUCCCAUCGGGUAUUGACUAUCAGAUUGUGAGAAUACAGGGAGAGACAAAAGGGAUGGAAAAGCAGGCAGGGAGGUAAAAAGAGAGAUUGACAGAAAGAGAGAGAGAGAGAGAGAGAGAGAGAGAGAGAGAGAGAGAGAGAGAGAGAGAGAGAGAGAGAGAGAGAGAGAGAGAGAGAGAGAGGGAGAGAGAGAGAGAGAGAGAGAGAGAGAGAGAGAAAGAAAGAAAGAAAGAAAGAAAGAAAGAAAGAAAGAGAGAGAAAGAAAGAGAGAAUGAGCUACCUUUAUCAUCCUUUCUACUGAUCCGCUCUAAUCAAUUGACUAAAAAGCCUGAGUAGUGUAUGACGUUUUAGCACAAAUGCAUGGGCUUCUGAAUGAACCGAUAGGGUGUGAUGGAAUCAUAUGCACAACACCAUCCCUCCACCCUCACUGCACAUGUGCCAUUGCAGAUGCCUGAAGCACAUUUGAACUCCAGACUCCAUACCACGUCACUAAGCCUUAGGAACACAACAACACAACAACAAACAACAAUGAUGAGCUGAACAAUGCCGUGACCUCUCACUUUUCUCUUUACUAAAGAGCCAUGACUGAAAACUGAUGACGUGUUGUAGUUC